CGUUCUCGAACCUCUCGAAACGAUGCGUACACGACGAAGACCGGUGCUACAGGACAAGACCCCGGUCAACACACCUCAGAAGCCUCGCGCACCCGCUAAACCACGGCUUGUACCCAUUGUUGAAAUCAAGACGAGAUUGCGUCGCACCGGCAAGGUCAAACAAGCAGACAACGAGCAUGAAGCAGCUGUGGACGCUGGGGACAUUGGAGAACACGCCCCCGAGCCCGAGGAGGUUCCUGUGGCUGCAUCGAAGCCUCGUUCGCCGGAACCAAGAGAACGCACGCGUCCAAGCGCGACAGCUAAGGGCGCAAGAGGGAAGGGAGCUGGAGCUCGCCGUGGGGAUGAUGCUGGCCGCCAGCCGGUCUCUCAGAAAGAAGGCGCUGCGAGACUAGCGGAUGGCGACCACACUGGCAAGCGUAAACGGACGAACGCUCAGGAACCCGUGGCUACGAAUGCAGGGGCCACUGCAGGCGCUGUCCCCAAGCCUGCAAAGAUUCGCAAGACUGUAGCUGCAACAGCAGAAGCGCUUGAACCGCAACAGAAGCUUGCUACACGUUCCAAGCUUACACGGGGACGGAAGAACGAAGAUGUCGGUAUCACCCAGCCGACUACUCGUCCAGCGGAUAUACAGAGCCCAACAGCUACAAGACGUCACGUCGAACCUACUGGCCCUUCGCAGAAGGGUAAAGCAAGGGCAAAUGACGACCCAACGGCGGCCCCCGCUGCAAAGGAUACUCACGCAUUCGACCACGGCGGCGGUAAUAGGGCACCACUACGGCAUAUUUCGCCAGCCCCCUCUCCUACCGCAGGUCGGAAGGUCCUGCCAGUUCGCCGACGAGAGCCUCUCCAGCCAACCUCCGUACCCUCACCCCAACGAGCUAGCACACCAGAUACCAUCCCGAUCGCCGAUGACGAUAGCUCCCAGUCCGACGCAAUCAAGGCUAUAUUUGACACACCUUCCCCCGCGCGCAUCAUCCGUGCGCCGAUCCCGGCCCAGUCCACACCCAUGGGCGGUCGUCUGGAGAAGAAGUUUUCCCCUCUCCCUCCUCUGAACGUCCGUGGGCGCCAUCAGAGCAGCAUACGACGAUGGAAUCACGGGGUCUCACGAGCAUAUUCUCCUCUACCGCCUUCAUCCCCUCCGCCUCCGACGCCUCCAACACAAGAGCCAGUUGCAGGAAGCUCUCGUCUCCAACCACCGAGUCAACCUCAGCCUGAGGAGGACAACGACUAUGAUAUGGAGAAUGAACCCGCUCGCGGGCCGACUUAUGUCCGGAAGGAGCGUUUGAGCGACGACGAUCCGUUCGGUAUCCUCGCAGCGGAGAAGAAGCUCAAGGCCCUACGUGCACGCCGCGCCGCCAUGAUUGAAUUGUCGCGAGCACCUGGCGUGGUUCGCGCACCGCUCGGCACGUUGGCUUUAGACGAGGUGCGGUCUUCGGACGUCCGUAUUCCUGAGCACCUCCCGACACCCUUGCCGUCUGAUGAUGAUCACAACAUCGACGACCUGUACCUGGACGUCGACCCUCGGCCUGCACGCAUGGUGCUCGACGAAGAGUAUGAUGACGAGGAGGAUGAGGAUAAGGAGAACAUCCCCACGGCGGACUACGACCUGAACGAAGACAAGGAGAACCUUCAGCCUCCCCGCCUCUUUAGCAAGAACGAUAAUGAAAGCGAACCCCCCUCUCUUGACCUCUCCCUCGAUGGCAACUCGGACGCAGAGAACGGUCCGCUACCGCCGCUCGGGGAGGCCUGCGACCUUCCCAUCGCCCCCCUACUCGCCGCGUCGGCGAAGAAGGGCCUCACUACUCUUUUCGAGCCAUCCUCAUCGUCUGCAAGCCCUACGCACGCCUUGCGCACGCCCCACAAGCAUCGCAACGCCCACCAGCGCUCCCCUCUCCCGACCCCUAAUUUCUCCGACACGCCGCUCACCGCGAGGUCUACCGACCGGCGCGACUCGUCGCCCUCACCUGUCAAGCCCUCCGUCGCGAGGGCCGGGCCAUCUGUGGUCCGGAAGCCCCUGGCACCCAUCGAGAUCGAGGUCGAUGACGCCCUGGCAGAUUCGGAGGAGCCCCCAAAGGUCGCAGGCAAGAAACGCACGCGCGCACAGGCGGCAGUGCUGAGCGGGAGCGACUCAGACCCACGCGCGGCCGUGCGCCGACUGGAGAGCCUUCUCCCGAAGCGUUCCAAGACCCGUGUGGCGGUGACGGCGCGUGGUGCGGCUCCGAGCAGAGGGCGCGGUCGCGGUCGCGGCGUGGCGGCGAAGGGAAAGGGACGAGCCGCUCCCGUGGAGAGUACGUCGGAAGGGGAUGUAGAGAGCGAUGCGGAGGAGAGCGACACGUCGCCACCCAAGGCGAAGAAGGCGAAGACGACGCGUGGUACAGGACGCGCACGCGGAACGAGCAGGGGCCGCCCGCGCGGUCGCGCCGCUGCACCCGUGAGUACGAGAGGUCGUUCCGUCGCGCCUGCGAGCACGAGGGGCCGCUCCGCUGCUCCUGUGAGCGCGAGCGGUCGCCCAGCGAGCAAGCGCGGGCGGUCGACGUCGAAGGGGAAAGGCAAGGAGCGUGCAGAGGAGAUCGACCCCGAAGAGGAUGAGGAGCGUGCGCGCAAGCGCGAGGAGCGCCUCGAAUACUUCCGGCAGCUGCAGGAGUACAGCAUCGAGAAGGAGGACGUCUACGUGAUCUGAUCUGCCCUGUCGUGUCUUGUUUGUUUUCGCGCUCUUUUUGAUUGCUCUCCCGCUCUUAUCCCGUAUGUGCAGCGCGUAUCGCGGACGCUACGAUCCACUUUCCUUCAGUCCCAUACGUUGUAGUUUAUGUGUACGAAUGGCGAAUGCUCUGGUGUUCCAGAGCUCAGUACUGCAGUAGUGGCGAUUGAUUAUGCCCAUGUGUAUCGUUAUAGUUAUGUUUUACGCCCUA
Messenger RNA from Trametes versicolor FP-101664 SS1, 2909 nucleotides. RefSeq lists its product as uncharacterized. NCBI's taxonomy places the organism in Eukaryota, Fungi, Basidiomycota, Agaricomycetes, Polyporales, Polyporaceae. The transcript has 6 exons. The record is from RefSeq and is a predicted model, not a curated record. Bases 23 to 2680 code for a protein of 885 amino acids.